AUGAAAAUAACUAUAAAGUGAAUAUGCGCUUUAUCUCUAUUGGUCUUGGCCUCUGCAAGUCAGAAAACAAUGCAGCCAGAGAUGAAGAAUAAUGGAUUGGCAUUUUUAGAAGAGGAAGAAGAAGAGGAUAGCCAAGAUUUGGUCGACUCAGGAUACACAGGAAGUUCUGUAAGUACAGAUGAAGGAGAUGAAUAUGAUGAAUAUUAUGAAAAUGAUGAAGAUUAUGACGAGGAAGAAUAUGAAUAUCAAGAUGUCGAAAGGGCUGACUAUAGCGAAUAUGAUAUAAUUUAUACACCAUAAUAGAUCUCUAUAUCCCAGCAGAAUACUGAUCAGAAAAAAUAUGGCCAGAACACUUUUUUAUACAAUCUAAGUCUGAUUUAGCAUCUUUAAAACAAUAAAUGGAGAUUUAUCAUUUUCGUUUUUACUUUUCAAAAAAAGUGACAAGUAUAAAUUAAUUUUAAAAAUUAAGAUGGUUGUCAAUAAUGGUCUAUAAAAUUUCAGGGGAUAUAGUGAUUAUAGUGCUACUUAUACAGCGACAGAUGAGGAUGAGGAAAAUAAUGAUGGUGAAGAGGAGGAAAGUGGAGAUUUAAGUGAAAAUAAUGAAGAAGAGGAAAGUGGAGACGAAGAAGAUAGCAGUGAGGAUGUAGAUGGUGAUACGGAAGAAGAUAUAAUUAUAAAAUGGUGUUGACAGAAUAAGUUCUCUAUGAGAACUUUCCACUCUCAAGUAAUUUUAUUAUUAUCAGCUAGGCCUAAAGCAUUGAGUAGAGGGUUGGCCCUUGAAUUUUAGGAGGCAUAGGUUUGGCUGCUUCAUACUCCUAGAGGUUAUCACUUAGUCAGAACACAUGUAGGAGUUAAUUAAGAGCGAAAUAGCGCGUCACAUGAGGUUGUGGAAAGAUUAAUAGCUUCCAAUAUAAAGGGAGAGGAGAAGAUAGCUAGUGAUGUCACGAGAGCUAAAAGUGCAAGCUGCAAUUAAACCGUAAUGCAGAAUCUAUCUUUAAAUAUUAAAUUACUUUAGUAAGAAGGUAUAAGUGAGGGUAGUGAUGAAACUGAAGAAGUAGAUGAAGAAGAAAAUGAUUAUGAUGAAGAUAUAGAUGAAUGAGAUGAAAAUUCAGAUAGUGAUAUUGAUGAAAGUGAAGAAUACUACUCAGAAGAGGGCGAUUAUUCUGAAAGUAACGAAGAUGGAGAGAGAGAGAAAUCUUUAUUACUUAAAGGCCUUUAUUUCAGGGCCAUGUCCCGAUUAAAAAUUUUUUAACUUUCUUCUUUUCCUAAAAUCUUUGGAUAAAAUUUUAGUAAAAUUUUCUGAACCCACGUAAUCCGCGAUUUUUUCGAUUUCUGAGUCUGAUAUGAAUUUUCUAUAUCUGAUGAAAUUUGAAUCUGAUCUAAAUUUUAUUUUCCUGAUAAUGUUUGAUUCUGAUAUCAAUUUUAUUUUUCUGAUAAAAUUUGAAUCUGAUCUAAUUUUUAUUUUUCUGGUGUUCAGGAUUUUCUUAUCGAUUGUCUCUUAUCAUCAAUGAUCACCUCAGUCUUCCUAUAUUUUGAAGGUUUCCUGAAUAGGAUCUAUUUCAUCUAGUAUUUUUCCAUCUAAACGACUUAAAAACUCCAAUAUUUUGUCAUCUGUAUCAACAUUUUCUGCAUCACUAUCAUUUCAUUCAUACUCUGAUUCAGAAUUAUCAAGUAAUCCUGUAUCAAUAAGUUCAUUUAAUAGUAAAAAGUUCGAAAAAUUCAUCCUGUAAAGCUCCGUUUUCUUCACAAAAAGAAGAAGAAUAGGGAAACAUUACUUUCCGAAUCUUCCAUUAAAAUAAAAGUACGAAGAUGGAGAAGAGCUAGAAGACUAUUCAAGUGAAAACUUAGAUUACAGUGAUGCUGAUGAAAGUCAAUACUCAGAUACUGACUCUGAUGAAGAUUUAGAGGAAGAUUAUGAUGAAGACGCCAGCGAGAGCUAUGAAAUUGAUGAAAGUACUGAUGAAAUUGAAGAUUCAGAAUAUGAUCUUGAAGACUAUUCAGAAAGUGACAGUGAUGAGGAUGAAAACUACUCAGACUAUGACGAAACAGAUGUAAGCUAUGAAGAUGAAUCUGAAGAUUUAGAGGACUAUGCAAGCACAACUUCGGAGGAAAGCGAAGAAGUUGAUGAAGAUGAAGAGACAGAUGAAACUAGUGAAGAUACUAGCAGCGAGGAUAGCUCAGCAAAUGAUGAAGAUACAAGCGACGCAACAGAAGUUACUAUUGAAGAAGAAAGCAGUAUAACAGUCUCAGAAGAGGAAAAUAGUGAUAGUGAGGGGACUAGCAAUGAUGAAAGUUCAACUGAAGUAGAAAGUGAAUCAACGGAAACAGAUACUGGAGGAGAAAAUGGUACAGAAGAGGCUGAUGGAGAAGAAGCAGAUAGUAGCGAAGAUGAGGCGGCAGAUGAAGAUACUGGUAGUGAGGAAAGCGAAGAAGAAAGCGAAGAAGAAAGUGAAGAAGAAAGUAAAGAAGAAAGUAAAGAAGAAAGUGAAGAAGAAAGUGAAGAAGAAAGUGAAGAAGAAAGUGAAGAAGAUAGCGAAGAAGAAAGUAAUGAGGAAAGUGAAGAAGAAAGUGAAGAAGAGACAGAAAACUCUGAUGAGUCAUCAAGUGAUGAGGAUACAAGUGAAGAAGACAACAGUGAAAGUGACUCAGAAGUCCAAGACUCAACUGAAGAAGCCUCUGAGGUGGAAGAAAACGAAAAUUCCAGUGAGUCCGCAAGUGACGUUACUGAUGAAUCAAGCGAGUCAACCGAAACUCAAGUCACAGAAUAA
Molecule: messenger RNA, 2768 nt
Organism: Blepharisma stoltei
Lineage: Eukaryota; Ciliophora; Heterotrichea; Heterotrichida; Blepharismidae
Source: the annotation of a GenBank genome assembly